AUGUUUACGACACCUUAUCGUGAAAUGCCGGGCUCUGUAACGCUCAAAUCAAGGAUACCUAUGGAAUACAGUCGAGCUGUAUUAACGAAUAUUUGGCAUCAAAAACGUGAAGCAGAACCAAAAGAUAAUGAUUUGAACACACUUCCAGUUCGCAAUAUGCAUAUAGCAACAUAUAACCAUAUUGCUGCCGAUGUACAGACAACGAUACCAAAUUCAACAGCUAAGGAUCAACAAGAGCAACCGUUUCUAGAACGACCCUGGUAUCUUGAACAUGAAUACCCACGAAAAAUGAUAGAUCGUUCAAACAUAAAUGUGGCCAAUGCGGCUCUAGAUGGACUACUUAACCGAGUAGAUCCACAAUUAAAACGUAAUGUGUUGCCAUCACGAAAUUCUGCUGAACAUGAACAAGCAAAAUUGGAAACGACAUACCAUGCUGAUUUUCCACCACCAUUUCCAUACGAAAUGAAAACUGUUGCUCAUUCGGACUAUGCUGAUAAGAGUUAUCCAAAAUAUCCUGAUAAAUCAUGGGCAUAUAGAAAAAUGGUUUCACAUUUUACAGACUUAGAUAAACCAAAACGAACUGGCAUUAAUACAUUUCAUGUUCAACACGCUCAAUAUGAAAAUGAACAAUUGCGCAGAGAUUUCGGUCAUUUUAAACCUUCUCAAUUUCAGUGA
Molecule: messenger RNA, 675 nt
Organism: Rotaria socialis
Lineage: Eukaryota; Metazoa; Rotifera; Eurotatoria; Philodinida; Philodinidae
Source: the annotation of a GenBank genome assembly